This is a messenger RNA of Sardina pilchardus (European sardine), 2455 nucleotides long. RefSeq names its product polymeric immunoglobulin receptor-like. The transcript has 10 exons. Gene Ontology annotation, cellular component: plasma membrane. NCBI's taxonomy places the organism in Eukaryota, Metazoa, Chordata, Actinopteri, Clupeiformes, Clupeidae. The record is from RefSeq and is a predicted model, not a curated record. The coding region runs from base 24 to 1037 and encodes 337 amino acids. Gene Ontology annotation, molecular function: transmembrane signaling receptor activity.
ACACUCAGACUUUCACCAGCAACAUGGACUUCACUAUCCUCAUCCUUCUCACAAACCUUCAAGGCAUCUUUAGCAUCUCCUCAGUGAGCGAAGUACCAGUGGGAAAAGGACAGACCCUCAUCAUCCCCUGUCACUACAAUGCAGCAUAUAGACAUGAGAAGAAGAUAUUUUAUGGUUAUUAUUAUUAUGGUUCUUAUGUUUAUUAUUGGGAUUGGCGUGUUAUUGUGGACAGUGGACAUUUGUCUCAAUCAGAUAGAGUUACAAUGUCAGAUGACCCAGAACAAACUGUCUUCACUGUCACAAUGAGGAAUGUGGCGGAGAGUGAUGAAGGCUCGUACCAAUUUAAUAUUGAAGGAAGCAGUCGGGAUGAAUACAAGAAUGUCUACAUAUCAGUCAAAGAUUCUCCAGCACUCUAUGUUCCUAGUCAAGCUGAGACCGGAUACGUGGAUGGGAGCGUCACAAUAAAUUGCUACUAUAAGACCGAUGCAUGGAAGAAAUGGUGCCGGAUUGAUGGUGCCUGUGCCGAUUGGAAUUAUAUAGAUGGAAUGCGAGUGGACAUGAGCACUGAUGCAGAUAAAGGAGUGUUUAAGGUGAUUAUGACACGUCUACAACUGAAGCACACUGGCUGGUACUACUGCUCUGUGGGAGACCAACAGAUGCCUGUGCACAUCACUGUCAUACAGAAGACAACUACCCAGAGAACACAGCAGCCUGCAAUCAACACAACCACCACUAGAACAACCAGCACAGUUGAUUUCUCUUCCACAUCAACCACAGAUGAGACCCAUACUCAAAAUGGGUUCAGCCUGACUCUACCGUUGCGACUGUUGUGGCUGUUGCUGCUGGUGGUCAUCUAUGGAGCAUUGACUCUCAUCAGGCGGAAAAAAAGGAGACGUGCUGCAGACCCUGAUGAAGCUGUUUCUGAGAGAAAGAGUUCAGCAGCUUUGCAAAAUUCCCAGGAGGACCCAGAAGUCACUGACAGCAUGAUAGCUAUGACUCCUUCAGAGAAUGCAGCUGAUGACCCUCAUGUCUCUUAGAUAAGUUGCAGAUGUGAUCUACAGUGAAGUGGCAACAAAGUGAAGCAGAUGGCAGCAGAUUGAUUCUUCAGGACACACAAGGAUUACAUAUGAUAAACAUUUCAAUGAGCUGUCUUGUCAUUUUGGAUCUAUUUUAAGCUUAAUCAGAAAAUGAUUGAAAUAAGUCACAUAAUUGAACAUCCAAGUUGUGUUUUUUCCCCAACAUUCUUGAGUUUGGGGCAGGGUGGGAAUUACACCAAGGCCAUGAGGCCAUGGCCGCCGUUGCCCUACACUUUGGCCUUGAUGCCCUGUGAAAAAAAACCCAUCAUAAGGCCACAGUGGCCUUUAUGCCCCUGACUUAGGGUUGCCAACCAUUCAGUAUAAUACGGAAUCGUCCCGUAUUUGACACGUAAAAGUCUUGUUCUGUAUUGAACUGAUACGGAACGCUCUUUGCUCUUUGAGUGAAAUUAGGUCGGGUGCUUCACCUGAUAAUUUGCUGCGCAAUUGAUCACGCAUUCCCGGACUGACGGAAAAAGAAAGCAAACGCAACCAAAGUCUGCCAUGAUUGGGCCUCAACUUAAAGAAGUUUGAGGCUGUGUUAGUGUUUCUCAAAGCCUACAGCGGCUAGCGGGUCUAUGUAUUUGUGUCGAGAUAACCCUGAAAUGUAAAACCAUCGAAUGGCCUUGCCCCUAAAAUGACGAAAUUCCCACCCUGGUUUGGGGUUUAUAAAACAUUGUUUCACAUUUAUUCUAACAUUCCCUGAUUGUUUACGUAAGCAAUCUUACAGUGGAAAAAAAUAGAAAUGCAUAUAUCAAGCUGCAGCAAAAAUAGUUGGUUGGCCAAUCAGUGAGGGGCUCCAGAAUCCUGUUUGAUUUGCAUUGGAAUCAAUGAGCAUCAAACAGGCUAAUAGGCUCACUGGAAAAAAACGCCAUGCCAAUCUCUAUGGUGAAGGGUAUGUGAUGAUGUGGGGCUAUUUUAAUUCCAAAGGUCAAAGGAAUUUGAUUUUUACUCUUUUUUUUUUUUUAAUUAAGGCAUUAAGAUAAAUUGUCAAAUGUUGAUUUUAUAUUCCUCUUUGUAAGCAACUUUAGCAUGGUAUCAAAUACAUGUCGUAUGGUAAUAUUUACUCCUCUGUAUCAGCCAUGUAGAGGCGGUAGACCUUAAUGGUAUGACGCAGUGCAUAACCCAAGAGAAACAUCUCUACCUAUAAUGUAGAAAUAACAAAACAAUAACUAGGCUAUAUCACAAAAGACUCUGCCAUUGAAUGGUAAAACAACAACAACAACAGCAACAACAACAACAGUCUCGCUAACCCUUCCCACCUGCUCCAUGCCUCCACUGAAGCUCACCUGACUCUUUUCUUUUUAAGUUAAUUCAUAGGUUUCCAUAGUUCUGCAACAACUUAAAUGCAUGCACACACACACAGAGACACACACACACAC